This is a messenger RNA of Alosa alosa (allis shad), 1524 nucleotides long. RefSeq names its product sigma non-opioid intracellular receptor 1 (gene sigmar1). The transcript has 4 exons. Gene Ontology annotation, cellular component: endoplasmic reticulum. NCBI's taxonomy places the organism in Eukaryota, Metazoa, Chordata, Actinopteri, Clupeiformes, Clupeidae. Bases 124 to 792 code for a protein of 222 amino acids. The record is from RefSeq and is a predicted model, not a curated record.
UUUUCAACAGUAUAGCAAAAAUGGGGGACUGAAUGAAACGGUUCAAUCUGUAGCAGAGCCAGGUGGUACAGUGUUUUAUGUUAAAGUUUUUUGUAUUUCGUACGUAUUUUUGUGAGCUCAACAAUGUCUUUGACUAACAAAAUGUUAAAACUUAUCGUGGCAAGUGGAGUUUUAUUUUUGGUUAUACAGUACUUACGAUAUUGGAUGGUAAACAAACAGUAUGUGUUCAACAAGGAAGACAUAGCUAACUUGGCUAAACAGUAUGCGGGUCAGGAUCAUGAGCAGGCGUUUGCCAAAGUGGUGGUGGAGCUUCGUAAGAAGUACCCAGGUCACAUCCUGGACGAUGAGGACCUCCAGUGGGUGUUUGUGAACGCCGGGGGCUGGAUGGGAUCCAUGUGUCUGCUCCACGCCUCUCUGACCGAGUACGUCCUGCUCUUCGGAACUGCAGUGGACACAGGUGGACACUCGGGCCGUUACUGGGCAGAGAUAUCAGACACCAUCAUCUCUGGGACGUUUAGGCAGUGGAAAGAAGGAACCACGAAAAGUGAGAUGUAUUAUCCCGGCGAUACGAUCGUGCACGCGGUGGGUGAGGCGACGUCUGUGCAGUGGAGCGCUGGCACGUGGAUGGUGGAGUACGGCCGAGGCUUCAUCCCGUCCACGCUGGGCUUCGCCCUGGCCGAUACCGCCUUCAGCACGCAGGACUUCCUGACACUCUUCUACACAGCGAGGGUCUACAUGAAGGGCUUGCUGCUGGAGGCGAACACCUUCCUCACAGAGGCUGGCAUUUUCUGACCAAACAGAUCUUAACAGUGUCUCUCUCUCUCUCUCUCUUCUCUUCUCUUCUCUUCUCUUUCUUUCUUUCUUUCUUUCUUCUCUCUUCUCUCUCUCUCUCUCUCUCUCUCUCUGUUGUCUGUGUUCUGAAUAUGUCCUACAUGGGCUAGGCUAACUGUGAAGCACUUUUGAUGACUGGUAAAAGAUGUCCUAGGCCUGCAAAGGCCAGCCAGACAGGCUGUGAUGCAAACUGAACACUUUAAUACUGACUAAUCAACCUGUCCACAGCUCCGUUCCAGUCUACAACUACAGCUACUGGUUAUUCCUUUAUUCUGUUUACAGUCUACAAGAAUGUGAUAUAAGAUCUAGAACUUGGGCAGUGUCAUGACAGACUGUCGUGUGCAUGCACCCUGAGAGAAUUGGAAUUGACACGCAAUCCAAGCAUACAGUGGUCUUUUUUUCCCAUGUUAUGAUUUCAGUGAAUCUCUUCAGUUUUAAAAUUGAAUUUAUAAUCCAUGAUCACUUACUGGUCCAGAAAGCACUAUCAUUCACAGAUGCACUGCCCUAUAAAUCUGUCAGUCUAGAGUUAUGGGUGUGUCAAAAUCUAUGUUAAUGUCAUGUUUGAUACUGUUGUUGUCAUUGUUGUCAUGAACUACAAAGCUGUACUGUAAACAUGAACUCAGUCCUGCAUGCUCCCUCCACCCAGUUGGUAAUGUCUGAAAUGUUCUGUCUAAUAAAUGCAACUGCACUACA